Lathyrus sativus (Indian pea) is the source of this 3081-nucleotide messenger RNA. The record is from the annotation of a GenBank genome assembly. Lineage: Eukaryota; Viridiplantae; Streptophyta; Magnoliopsida; Fabales; Fabaceae.
AUGGUUGAGCAAAUUUCACUUCUGUUCUUCUUGACACUUCAACUAUCAGUAACCGUUGUAAUUUCAGCGGAAUUAACUAUAGUUAACCAAUGCAAUUACACAGUGUGGCCAGCUUCAUCAACUACCAGCGGAAACGCAACACCCACCGGAUUCAUUUUAAAUCCCGGCGAGAAUUCAACAAUCACAACAUCCGAUAAAUGGACCGGCCGUGUAUGGGGCCGGACUCUCUGCACAACAGAUUCCACUACCGGAAACUUCUCCUGUGGCACCGGCGAUUGCGGCUCAGGAAAGAUUGCAUGUGACAAAAGCGGAUCAGUGCCUUUGACGCUGGCGGAGUUCGGUUUGAACAGUUCCAACAAUCAAGAUUUUUACGAUGUCAGCUUAGUUGACGGUUAUAACGUUCCAAUGAAUAUUGUUCCGUUAAGUAGUUCAGGAAAGUGUAACACCACGGGUUGUCCUACCGAUCUCAACGCGGUGUGUCCGACGGAAUUGAAGGUAAUGAAAAAUGAAAAACUCGUGGCGUGUCAGGGUCCUUGUGCUGCUUUUAAUUUGCAGUUUUUCUGUUGCGUUGGGGAUCAUUCAACUCCAAAGACCUGUGAGCCGAGUGUGUAUGCUCAGAUAUUCAAGACGGUGUGCCCUGCAGCCUAUAGCUAUCCGUAUGACGAUUCCACCAGCACGUUCUCAUGUCCGGCGACUGAUUACCACGUCGUCUUUUGUCCCACCUCCACAAGCAGCAGCUUAGAUUUAGUAGAUCAAGGUGGCAGUGUGAGUCUUGGUGAGUCACUUAUUGCUGGUAGCGGAACAACUCGAUGGCUCUCUUCUUCUGGAGAUUUUGCAUUUGGGUUUUACCAACUUCCUGAUGAGCUUUUCUUACUAGCUAUAUGGUAUGACAAAAUACAAACUGAUACAAUCAUUUGGUAUGCAAAUGGAGACAAUCCAGCUGCUAAGGGAUCAAGAUUGGUAUUAAAUGAUUCUAGUGGUUUGGUGCUUACCAACCCUCAAGGUUUAGAGCUAUGGAGAUCAUAUUUCACAUCCGGUACAGUUUCUAAAGGUGUAAUGAAUGAUGAUGGAAACUUUCAAUUGCAAGACAAAAACUCUGUGGCAAUAUGGGAUAGUUUUAGUCAUCCUACUGACACAUUUGUGCCUAAUCAAGUAAUGGAGUUAAAUGGAAAUCUUUCUUCACGACAAGGAGCGUUCAACUUCUCACGAGGAAGGUUCAAACUUCAUUUACAAGAGGAUGGGAAUCUUGUGCUUAACCUUAUAAAUUUUCCGAGCAACUACAGUUAUGAUCCUUACUACAGUUCUGGUUCCAACGGUGAUGUUAAGAAUCAAACAGAUGUUGGACAACGUUUGAUAUUUGACAAAUCAGGUUUCUUAUACAUAGAGAAAAAAAGUGGAGAUAAUAUUUCUAUCAGCAAUCAGAAUGGGACAUUCUCAACUGAUAACUUCUACUACAAGGCAACAAUUAAUUAUGAUGGAGUUUUCACCAUAGCAUUUUACCCUAAAGAUCCAAAAAGAGGGCAGAGUUGGCUCAUUGCGAAGACGAUACCAGAAAACAUAUGCUUGUAUUCUACAUUCACAUUUGGUGAAUAUGUAUGUGGGUUUAAUAGCAUUUGCACCCUUACAAAUGACCAAAGGCCAAAUUGUACCUGCCCAGACGGAUAUUCUCUAAUUGAUUCAAACAGCAUGUAUGCUGGCUGCAUACCAAAUUUUCAAGUCAUUUGUCAAGCAGGUGGGAACUUGGGUUUGCAAAAUGAUAUGUAUACAAUGAAGGAAUUGCCAAAUACAGAUUGGCCGCAAUCUGAUUAUGAAAAAAUAAGUCCAUCUAGUUUGCAAGAAUGUAAGGAAUUGUGUUUGCAAGAUUGCUUAUGUGUUUUGGUUUCUUUCAGCCAAAGUUCUUGCUGGAAGAAGAAGCUCCCACUAUCUUAUGGAAGAAAAGAUCAGGUAGUAAAAGCAGUUUCUGUCAUGAAAUUGAUGAAAAAUGAUCCUUUUUCUUCCUUGACAAAUCAGAAGAAAGAUCACAAAACUUUGAUUAUUGUGAUUUCAGUUCUUUUAGGAAGCUCCGUGUUUGUCAUUUUGAUAUUACUUGGGUCCAUGUUUUUUGGGUUUCCUUACAACCGCAAGAAGAUCAAAAGUUGUAGAACCAACAAAAAUGUUGUUGACAGUAACUUGCGACAUUUUAGCUUUAAGGAAAUCGUUGAAGCAACAAGUAACUUUAGAGAUGAACUUGGAAGAGGUUCUUGUAGCAUUGUGUACAAAGGAACAAUAGAGAUGAUGGUCAAUGUAGCAGUUAAGAAACUUGAUAAGUUGCUUCAAGAUAGUGAUAAGGAAUUCCAGACUGAAAUGAGUGUGAUAGGACAAACUCAUCACAGAAACCUUGUUCGUCUUCUUGGAUAUUGCAAUGAGGGACAACAUCGGAUUUUGAUAUACGAGUUAAUGAGCAAUGGAACUUUAGCAAGCUUCCUUUUCACCUCUUUAAAACCAAAUUGGAACCAACGAUUCCAAAUUGUUCUUGGAAUUGCUAGAGGUCUUGUUUACUUGCAUGAGGGAUGUUGCACUCAAAUCAUCCAUUGUGAUAUUAAACCGCAAAAUAUACUUCUGGAUGAUCAAUACAAUGCUAGGAUUUCAGAUUUUGGAUUAGCAAAACUAUUGCUGAUUAACCAAAGCCACACCGAAACUGGAAUUAGAGGAACCAAAGGGUAUGUUGCGCCGGAUUGGUUUAUGAGUGCACCAAUCACUGCAAAAGUUGAUACUUACAGUUUUGGUGUAUUGUUGUUAGAGAUCAUUUGUUGUAGGAAAAAUGUAGAGAAGGAAUUUUUUACUGAAGAAAAAGGGAUUUUGACUGAUUGGGCUUAUGAUUGCUACAAGACUAAAAGACUUGACAAUCUUCUGGAAAAAGAUAAUGACGUAGGCAAUGGCAUAAUGAGUUUGGAAAAGUUAGUCAUGAUUGCUAUUUGGUGUAUUCAAGAAGAUCCUUCUCUUAGACCAACAAUGAAAGAGGUUUUACUGAUGUUAGAGGGAAUUGUUGAAGUUGUGGCUCCCCCAAGUCCCUAUUUCUAUGGUUCUGUAAGUUGUAGUUAA